GCUGGCUUUGCGGAGAAGUGGCGGAAUUUGCGCGCAGGAGCAGUGGCCAGCAGCGGCCACAGCGGCGCUGACGAGACGGGAGCAAAGAGAGGGAGCAAACUUUUUUUUUUGGUAGCGUGGUCGGUGUGGUAGUGGAGCCAGUGGACUUUCAGCACUCGGGAAACCCAAGAAGGAGGAUGAUACGCCGAUCCAUAGCCUCCGAUCAUGCCGAUGACACCGAGUGCAAAUCGCAGGAUGGAGAUGCGGAAUGCGGCCGGUGAAGAUAUCGGAAGUUUCUAGGGCGCCCGUAGUGCUCUGGUACGUUGUCUGGUACACUGGUGCCUCGUGUCACCAUUUCUCCGGCGUACCUUGUGUGUGAUCAAGCCGUACUCUGAAAUGUCGACUAACGAACGACCCUCGGAUCUUCCUUGGACGCUUCUUUCGCUCAGCGAGGCCCGCGAUACAGUGCGGCGAUAGGGGCGCGCGGAAAAAGAUGGACAUCUGCAGGGAGAGCGACGACCUGGAGCCGAGCUCCAUCCCCCUGUGCAGCGUGAUCGAGGACCGGCUCUUCCUCGGAGGCCGAGACGCGGCCGAAGACGACCCCACCGUCAGAGCUCUUGGCAUCACGCACAUCCUGACCGCGGACAUCUUUCCGCUGGAACUGGAGGGCAGCAAGAGCAACUUGCAACUGCUCUUCCUACAAGUGGACGACAGACCGGAGGAGGAUCUGCUCAGCCACUUUGAGAGAGCUUGCAAAUUCAUCGACCAAGGCUGCAGAAACGGCGGCUGUCUUGUGCACUGUUACUUCGGGGUUUCGAGGAGCGCCACCCUGGUCAUCGCGUAUAUCAUGCAAAAAUACCGCCUAGACUACACCACGGCGUUCGAGAGGGUGCGAGAGAAGAGAACCUGCAUUGGACCGAACCAGGGAUUCAUCUUUCAGCUAAACCUUUUUCACACAAUGGACUACAAGCUCGACAAAGGCAACAUACAGUACCGACUUUACCUCUUGGAUAAGUUGGCCACCGUUGCAAAAAGAGGUUCUCUGACGUGCUUGGAACAAACUCUGUACCCCCUCCUAUUAGCUGGCGCAUUCUCCGCCGUGCCGGAUGAGCUGAAAACUUUGUGGAGCGUAGAUGAUGAGGCGGGAGGAGAGCAUCUCAAGUGCAGGAAAUGCAGGCUGGCACUGUUCCCCACGAGCAAAAUCGUGCCCCACAUCCCGGACGAAAGUGUCCCCUGGUGGGACCCCCGAUGGAAGGAGCCCCCAGGCCAGCUCUGCUCAAGCAGCUUUUUCGUGGAGCCCACAGGGUGGCUCUUCCAUCAGGCACAGAGUCUUCAGGGAAAGGUGUUAUGCCCCAAGUGCAAGAGCAAGGUUGGAAACUACAACUGGGCAGGGCUCUACUGCGAGUGCGGAGCUUGCGUCCAGCCCGGCUUCCACAUCACACCUGGCAGGGUCGACCGCACCCUCUCCACUUCAAAACCAGUGUCUCCCAGCGCAGACGUGGCACAGAGCGACGACAGCAAUUCCUAGUCUGUGUUUGCACCUGUGAUUGUCACAAAGUCAGACUACGGGGUGUAGUGAACGGCGCCCAUGUUGUUAGGGCGAGUGUUAUGGUGAGCGAAAGAAUAGCCACGUCUUAGCUGGCUACAUGAGGGGGGGGAAGUCAGCCCAAUAGACUGAAAUCUGUGUCUAAGUGUGGUUAUUUGAAGACGAAGGAGCUGCUUUAAAUAUGUGUACCGACUGUCAUGUCCAAGAUUCUUGCCUCCCUGGGUCGAAACCAGUCUUUCACCCCUUUCAUUUGUCACGAGCACUCUUUUGCACCAUAGGUUUGCAAUAAGCGGGGAAUGAGCGGCCGGACACGACAAAUUAAAGGCACGCUUGAAAUGUUCUUGUUCUCUGUCACAAUUGUUGGAAAGGUGCCCAGAAGUCAUCAAGGUUCUUGCAUGUUUUCUCAGUUUUCGUUCAAGUUCGGGUCAGCUAAACAUUUUAGUAACUCAAUUUGAGAUAAUACUCGCAAACCUAACACUGCUCAAAUUGGGAAUUGCUUUAAAUGCAAAGUUGGCUCAGGCUUCUGUGAAGAAUGGCUCAAUGAAAGCAUGCAGUUCAGAGCUGUAAAAAUCACUCUUGAAACUAAAUGGGUUGCAGUUUGUUCUCCCAAAAAGUAAUGGAGCGGCCUUCCGGUUACUGCUCAAAUGUCCCAUUCUGCAACUGGUAACCAACAGUUCGGUUUCCAGCAUUGAGAAGAGAUCUACAGUUUUGUCUGGAUUUAGCACUCUGCUGAUGACAGAGUUUUGAGGCAAUGACAACGUAUGCCGCCAAUGUCGAGUCAAAGUGAAGUUUUGUAUUUGUCAGCAGUUUGAAAAACGGCAUUUGAGCCGCAGUUACUCCAAAAAUUAAUAAACCUGCAGUUACUGAAAUAUUGUAACUUAGAAAAAAUUUAAUUACAGUAACUCUGAAUUAGUUACUUUACAGGCUUGGAUGCACCCCAACCCACCGAGAACAUCUUUUUUAGCAAAUUGCUCCUCUAACUGGUGCCUGUGGAAAAGUAAUCAAAUCUAGUACAAAGCUUACAAAGUGUUGCCUAUAAUUAUUACUAACAGAUGCAUUUGAUGCAACGGAGAGCUUGCACUAUGUGGUAAUUACAAGUUGUCUCAAAGCUUCCAAGCGAGCCAGUCUGGAGCAAGUCGUGGAGUGACAGCUUAGCAAACCAGUACUCCCCAUCCAGUCUUCAGACACAUAGUGCUCCAUGCCGAGAAUCAGGUACUGGAGUAAAUUUCUAUAGCAAUAGUCAUCCCAAGGACAAGCAUAGAUAUGUUUAGAAAGCUCAUCCUGCCCAAAUGCUUGUUGGUUUUCAUACACGUAAAAUGCCGAGCAAUUGCCCACCCAAAAGUUAAUUGCUGUAAAAAAAUCUGGGAUGGGUGCUGGUUAGGUUUGAGCGGAAAAGCAGGUUACACGUUGUAGGGUGGGCCCUUGCUUGGUCCGGUGGAAUUUCUGAUAUUUAAAAUGUCAAGCUUCUCCGCUUUGCACCAGUGCAUGCCCAUAAAGCUUCACCACAUUGCACCUGCAGUGUGCUGAAGCUAAAGCAGAUAAUGCAAAGGAGCACCUCAGUGGGCCCAAAAGGUUUGCUGGGGUGGGCACUUGACACCACCUUUGCAUAUAUAUUUUGAAAGUAGGGGUGUGCGCUUGAGAUGUGGGCACAUGCUCGGUAGUGUACAGUAUAUGCUCGGUAGUGUACAGUAUAUGCUCGGUAGUGUACAGUGUACAGUAUAUGGAACUCCAGCAGUACGGUUGAGUUUUGUUGCUGAAUUUUUGUCGCCGUAGGCUUGCCCACAAUGCAAAAGUAUGAACUUACCAAAAGACCUUCCAAGCGUCUUUGAAUGUCUGAAAGACUGCAUCCCAAUGUGUCGUUUUGUCUUUUGGCCUCUAAUAAAGCCCCCUCCAACGUGGAUUGCCAUCGCAACGUCCGAGAUAGCCUAUAACGACUCCAGACAGAUUGCUUGAAUAAAUGAAAUUGUUACACAUGUU
Messenger RNA from Ixodes scapularis (black-legged tick), 3502 nucleotides. Its product is annotated as dual specificity protein phosphatase MPK-4. Gene Ontology annotation, molecular function: protein tyrosine/serine/threonine phosphatase activity. NCBI's taxonomy places the organism in Eukaryota, Metazoa, Arthropoda, Arachnida, Ixodida, Ixodidae. The transcript has 7 exons. The coding region runs from base 473 to 1507 and encodes 344 amino acids. Gene Ontology annotation, cellular component: nucleus. The record is from RefSeq and is a predicted model, not a curated record. Gene Ontology annotation, biological process: protein dephosphorylation.